AUGUCUUCUAACGGGCAUUUCCACUCUAAUGAUCCCUAUAACCACCCAACUGGACUGAACUCCCAUCCAGUAUCAAGACACCCGUCAGCCCUGGUCAGGCUUGUUGAAGCAACAGGUCGAACUAGAGGAAGUGCUGCGACACCACGCCCCCCUGAUGUCCUAUCUCCGGCACCACAGAGAGGAUAUCAGACUCAAAAUCACCUUACUAACAUAAACCACAACCUAAAUAACACGCGUCCCAACCAGGGCAGCUUCAGCAACCGGAUUGCCUCGAGCCCAAGCUCAGCAUCCAGCUCAGCCAUUAACGAAGCAGUUCGCAACCGCAACCAAAGCUCCAGCACCCAGUAUCCCAAUCCUAACCAGAAUCAAGGAUUCAAUAACCGCAACCAAAGCUUCAGCGCCCAGCAUUCCAAUCCUAACCAGAAUCAAGGAUUCAACAACCGCAACCGCAAUUUCUCGGCGGCUCAGCUUCAUGGGUCCCAAAACCAAGGUCAAGGGUUUCUUCCAAGAAUUACUGGCAGUCAGGCCUCUAUGCAGCGCCAAGGCUUGGGUAGUAACAUGCCUCCUAUGACCGCGGAUCAAUUGGCCGCGCAAUUCCAAUCAAUACUUACCGACCUUCAGCAGACGGUCGCACGUAAUCCGAAUAUGCCAACAGCUACACGGGACAUGUUGAGCCAGCAGCUCCUCCGAAUAGGCCGAAACUUCACCGAAUCACAGCAACGUCUUCAGCAGGAUUUAGAUAGAGUCAGGAACGAACGUAAUACAAUCCAGGGACAACUCGACGAAGCCCGUCGACAGCUCAAUUCCGUUAUUGAAGAUCGUGCGAGAAUAUCGGGCGAACGCGACGCUCUACAACUAAGAGUCAGCGAACUUGGCUUGAAGUCCAAGAAGAGCAUUGAACGAAUUGAAGAUGUAGAGAGACGUUGGAAGAAGAUGAACGAGGAACUUCUAGAGCGGAUCCGUUUUCAGGAAGAGCAGUUGAGGGGCAAGCGUGCGCUAUGGAUGGAUGCAAAUCCUACCUCGAGUGCCCGUCGCAACGCCAUGAGCGCUCUUCACGAUCCUUUUGGUAACUCUCCCGUAUCGAGUCAGACCUCUGUGCUUGAUAGAGGCAUUACGACAACCAUGAACUCGCCAUCUGUUGCAAAUACUUCACAGAGUACUUUCUCCCCACAGGAUCAAAAUACGUUCGACAGAGCAAAAGGCACAUUACCACAGUCUCAGAGCACAUAUGGUCCAGCUCCUCUCCUGGGGCUUCCGUCUUCUCAGUCUGGUCCUCAUGACCAGCCGGGUGCUUCUGACAUAGCAGGCCCGCCUAGCGGAAUGACUCUUCGGCGCCGAAUACCAAGCAUGCCUUAUGGUAAAGCUUCGCCAGGAAUCCCAAUACGUAGUGAAAUCAAUUACGAUUCUAACUAUCGUAUCCACACCGAACCAAGGAGCGAAUGUGGGGCUCUAACUCCCGAAGAUGAGGUCGCAGAGGAGUUCAGAGAGGCCAUUAGCAAGAUCUACGGACUCAUUGAGAGCUGGGUUAAAAGUCACACCAACCUACCUCAUGAGGAGACAGACAAGGACAUUGCUAGCUCUAAUGAAGUCCUAUGGGAUUACAUGAUGAAUUGUACCUUCCCUGGGCGUCGACAAGAGGCUCAUAAUCGCGUGAUUUCUUUACUCAGGAAUCCAAAGACCAGAUUUUGGUUUGUGAUGAGAAUGGUUGUCACAUAUUGCGUGAAAGACAUGAUGUCUGUCGAGGCUUUCAAGGCUUUUGGCCCGUCGGUCACAGAGACAAUUGAGGAUGUUAAGAAGAAACUUGAGGAGCGAGGUUUAGCCAAUGAUGCUCGACAGGUCCUGAUUGACCGCCAGUCAGAAGCUGUACAAAGUUUGGUAGACUCAUCAGAGUUCGUUGAUUUCCGGACUAAUCAACUGCACUUUCACACGAAGCGCCUUCGCAAUAUGCUUGGACCUGUACUCAAUGUCGGUUGUUCUCGCUCGGAUGCUGGCAAGGGUCUUGGAGCAAUUGCUGUUGCGGCUUGGGACUUGUCUGUCAAAAUGCACACGUCCUGUCGCAGCUUCCAGAUUUACUUUCCAGAAACUUCCUCCAGAUUCACCACUGCUACUAUGGUUGCUAAAGACGCCCGUCUCGACACAACGUUGCUGCUGCAGAUGCGUCAGGCGCGUCUUAUGCUCGUCAUUACUCCAGUCAUCACCAUGCGAGACGAUCGCGGCACAUCCAUUCUGACAAAGAACUUGCACAUGUCCAAUGUUCUGAUCAUGGAUGCUCUCCAUCCUGAUGGCUUAAUCCGCCCUGGCUCGCCGCGUCUGCGCCUUUUACCUCCAGACACGGUCAACUACUUUUAA
Amorphotheca resinae ATCC 22711 is the source of this 2349-nucleotide messenger RNA. RefSeq lists its product as hypothetical. The transcript has 5 exons. The coding region runs from base 1 to 2349 and encodes 782 amino acids. The record is from RefSeq and is a predicted model, not a curated record. Lineage: Eukaryota; Fungi; Ascomycota; Leotiomycetes; Helotiales; Amorphothecaceae.